AAUGGUACCUCCUCCUGUUCCCUCAAAUAAACCAACAUAAGCACCUCCAUAAGUUUAAUAACAACCAGCUCUCUUUGGAUAACCUUAAACAUACUAACCUUAUUAGACACUUGCACCUCUCUAAUAUCAACCUAUCAAUGCUCCUUUGACAUACAGUAUUGCUAGUCCAGUUUAACCUGUUGUUUAAUAAGUUGUUGCCCCACAACCAAUACUAGCUUAAUCAUAUGUAGCUUAACCAGUUGUUGCUUAACCAAUCGUAGCUUAACCAGUUCAAUAAUCAGUUCAUGUAUUAAUCUUAAAUACUAUAUAGCCAACAAUCAAAGGAGAAUCAAGAAUAGAAUAUAUUCCUUAUUAGAAAGCCAUAACUGAAUAUGAAGAAUAAGAAGUAGUACAAUAUGUUCCAAGAGAAAGAAAAGUGACUGAUUAUUAUGCUGUUGAAUACUAAACGGAAUAUAUCCCAUAAGUAUUUUAGGAGAAAUACACAGGUACUUAUAAUCAAAUAAUGUUUAAGAAUAUGUACCAGUAGAUAGAUAUUAAGAAAGAGUUGAAUAUUAUCCAGUCGAAAGAUAAGUAGUUCAUUAAUAAGUUGCCUAAUAACCAGUUCAAGUUGUUUAAUAACCAGUUCAAGUUGUUUAAUAACCUGUUUAAGUUGUUUAAUAACCUGUUUAAGUUGUUUAAUAACCUGUUCAAGUUUAUUAAUAACCAGUUCAAGUUUAACCAAUCUAAACUUUACCUGUUGCAUAUGCCCCAUAAUAUAGUUCUCCUAUAAUUUCUUCAAGAGUGAUUCCAGCUUAUUAACCAUAAUAUUAGCCAGUUCCUUAAAAGGUAUAACCAUAAGCUCCACCAAGAUCAAAUUUAAAUAAUAAUAUAUGAA
Messenger RNA from Paramecium pentaurelia, 874 nucleotides. The record is from the annotation of a GenBank genome assembly. NCBI's taxonomy places the organism in Eukaryota, Ciliophora, Oligohymenophorea, Peniculida, Parameciidae.